This is a messenger RNA of Argiope bruennichi, 2573 nucleotides long. Its product is annotated as hemicentin-2-like. The coding region runs from base 466 to 2334 and encodes 622 amino acids. The transcript has 12 exons. NCBI's taxonomy places the organism in Eukaryota, Metazoa, Arthropoda, Arachnida, Araneae, Araneidae. The record is from RefSeq and is a predicted model, not a curated record.
UCGAGAACCUCUCACUCUCUCAUCACCACGUGCAGUGGAAGAGUUGUGUCUGCUUACUCGUGUUAUUGGUUCGUCUGCUCGAAACAGUUCCGCUGCUUAUAGAGCGCCGAAUAUUUGGAAUUAUUGAUUUUAAUUUAUCGUUUGGCUUGGAAUACGAGUAAAACUGAAGGAGAAUUCUAUAAAUUUGGAACAAGUUUGCCUUCUGCGAUAAGCCUCUAAAAAAUACAUUUGAUUUUAAUAUACUUUCAUGUAAAUUAAGUGAAGGUUUGAAGUAACUGAAUUAUUCUGGUUUGAAGUAACUGGAUUAUAUAUUUUAUGAAAAGUGUGCUAUGACUCAAUGAUUAUGAUGGGAAUCUUACGAGAUGGUUGGUGUUUUGUGUCAUUUGUGGCUUUGGUAGUUUCGGCAAUUUUUUCUCCCAUGACGGUUGUAAAAGCCAUCUAAAGAUUUGAUUGGUUAAUUGAAUUAUGCGGAGACGAUUAUAUCUGAAGUACACGAUUAUUGGUGCAAUUUUACUCGUCAUUUAUUCCCCAUACUCAGUUCUUUCGGAGAUCUUCCUCGAAGCCAUGGUGGACACGAGCAUCAAAAUGCCUUGCAGCGUCCUGCAGAAGACGGAUGAUAAUGUCGAGUUCAUCUUUUGGUACAAGAAUGACGGCGUCAACGCUUUCUACACCCUGGACGCCCGAAGUAGACCACUGGGCGAAGCUUCCCACGUCCGGAACGAGACUUACGGUGACAGAGUCAGGUUUUAUGUGACAGCUGCACAACCCUACCUUCAACUGGACUCACUGAAGGCAGAAGACUCCGGUGCGUACUUCUGCCGCGUUGACUAUCAAUGGUCAGCGACUGAACUGACAAAGGUCAAUUUGGUUGUCAUAGUUCCCCCCAAGAAGCUCAUAAUCCGGGAUGAUUCCGGCCAGGAAGUCCGGGAUGUGGCCGGACCCUACAGAGAAAGGUCAACGAUCUCUUUGUCCUGCGAGGCUCAGAAAGGUAUUCCGGCACCAAACGUGACGUGGUGGCGCGACAAUAAGCUGUGGGACAACACUUUCCAGAAGUACUCUACAGGGGUGCUGAACGACAUGAAGCUCGUCAAUCUGAACCGAUCCGACCUCUUCGCUACAUUCCACUGCAAAGCACAAAACACCAAGCUCACCUCCCCCGUCGUACGGACCAUCGUCCUCGACAUGUACCUUUACCCUCUGACAGUCCGUAUCACCAGCCGGCUCAGUACGUUGGCGGCCGGACGACGCGUGGACCUUGCUUGCGAGACGCAAGGCUCACGUCCUUCCGCUAAAAUAUCCUGGUGGCUGGACGGCAGUCCCCUCUCCGAUCAUAUCGAAACCGUCCACGACAACAUCACCUCCUCUGUCCUGCACCUGCAGCCCAAACCCCAGCACAACAGGUCUCCACUCUCCUGCAAGGCACAGAACCCCAAGCUCUACGACAGUAUUUUGGAAGACGUGAGAGUGCUCAAUGUAACAUAUAUACCUCAAGUGUCCCUCCGCCUGAUUAAAGAAGAAGAUGGCCGUCAACCCAAAGAAGACGAUUACGUGCGUUUGGUGUGCGAAAUCCGCGCUAAUCCCCCAGUGAUGAAGGUGGGCUGGCUGUUCAACGACCAACCUCUUUCCCACAACCAGUCCAAGACGGACAUCGUCAGCGGGAACACGCUGGUGUUCAAACGCCUCACCAGACGAAAUAGGGGAAGCUAUAAGUGCUACGCCAUCAACGACGAAGGUCGCGGUCUCAGUCAAGAGCUUGUUUUGAACAUAAGCCAUGCCCCUGUGUGCAAGGAGAACCAGCAAAUCACUUACGCUGUCGCCUUGAACGAGAGUGUCACUGUGCGCUGCGAGGUGGAAGCCGAACCCACAGAUGUCACAUUCAAAUGGGAAUUCAGCAAUACAGUUCACAAGCACUACAAUCUGCAGCAUAAAGCAAAAGGGGUGGUGAGCACGGCUAUCUACACCCCUGUGACCCCUGCAGACUACGGAACUUUGUUCUGCUGGGCCAACAACAGCAUCGGACACCAACAGUCAUCCUGUUUCUUCACAGUCAUCGCACCAGCAUGUAAGACUGAAAAUGUCAAAUUAAAUGCAUCCAGUUUAUCUAGAGAUGGCAGCGAGGAGGUAUGGAACCACUCUGCUAUCACAACUGGUGCAGGUGUCAUGGCCUUUGUCUUGGUCAUCACGGCUGCUUGCAUCUUCUACUUCAGAAGGAUCUAUUUGGAAAGAAAGCAUCGUGGGCCAAUGGGGCCGAUUUUGGAAGAGGAAAUCAGCAUCUACAGCAGGGCGCAAUAUCAUAACAAUGGACCUCAGCCCCACAUACUCAUCACAAAGUAAGCAGAAAAGUAAGGUUCGGAUGACCCACACUUCUGCGAGACGAAGUAUUGCACCGAACUGCUCAAAGAAAUGGAUGUUUAUCAAGUUGUUCCGAUGUGCGGCUGCUGCGAAAUGAGACUCUGCAAUUCUGUGAUUCGUAUUCAUUUUCAUUCAAGUGUUGUACAUAAGAAUAGGUGUCUGUUGUGUUUUGGUGUGCGGAGCAAGACAGGGGAGGUUGAUAUUUUAUUGUCAAAGAAACU